Pieris rapae (cabbage white) is the source of this 6555-nucleotide messenger RNA. Its product is annotated as protein kinase C-binding protein 1. Gene Ontology annotation, molecular function: protein binding. Lineage: Eukaryota; Metazoa; Arthropoda; Insecta; Lepidoptera; Pieridae. The transcript is spliced from 21 exons. The record is from RefSeq and is a predicted model, not a curated record. The coding region runs from base 306 to 5084 and encodes 1592 amino acids.
AAUUCAAAUAUUUUGAAGCAAACAUUGUGAAUUUAAAUAACAUUAUAAAUAGUCGCACCGUUGCCUUAAAAGAUAACUCGUUUUGAAUUAAUACACCAUUGCUCUGGUUCGAUUUCGAUUUGUCAUAAUGUUGUCAUCAGAGGAGAAGAGCUGUAUUAAAAAGAGAUAAACUUAUCGGUGAAAUUUACAUUUAACAGUAUGUGCAAUCAAAGAGACAACCUUAUACUUUUCUAAACGAUCUGAAAGAGAUAGUUAUAUUUCGUUUCGUGUGCUGUUUGGCUGCCCCUUAGCUCCAUCUACAGAACAUGGAGGAUAACACAGAUGCCAAUAGAGACACAGAUGUGUCUUCAACUACUGCUGAUGUGCCUGAGAUACAGGAAAUUUCAGGCUCAAAUGGUAAUGUGCAGAUGGUUGUUACUAUUGAAAAGAUUGAAACACCAGAAGAAGAUGGAAACACAACUCCACCUCAUUCAUCUGCUGAAGGUCAGGAGACUGAUGCCACUAAGGUGUCAGUAGAACAUUCAGUGGCAGAAGAAUCCGCAAUUAGUAAGGAAUCACCUCUCAAAAUAAACUCCACUCAAAAAGAGCCAGUGACACCAAGGAAAGAAAUUACAUCUCCUAAAAUUACUGUUAAGUCACCCAUAACUAUAUCUCCCCAAAAAGAAAUUGAUAGUAUUGAAGUUGUUACUCCAACUAAAAUUACACCAAGGAAAGAAAAUAUAAAAAUUGUUAUUACUUCUCCAAAAGAUGAGAAACGCCAAAGUCCUAAGACUACACCAAUAAAGGUGUCAGACCAAAUUGUUGAUUCCUCUUCUAAAGCAUUGUCUCCAUGCAAGGAGCUGGAAAAAGUUAUAGACUUAAAUGAAUCAUCAGACAAGGAACUUGGGAAUGAAGCACAGACUGUACAAGAACCACCUAUUGCUACCUCUUCUGAGGAUACAACUAUAACCACAGAAACUAUAAACACAGAAGAAUUAACUAAUUCUUCUGGGUUCCAAGUUGCCCCAAAUGAAAAUCAAAAAGAACCUGUGUCUUUUAAACCUCCCAUAGACAACUGUGAUAAAUCUAAUGAUUCUCAGCUUGAUGCUAACUCUGAUGUAAGUGAAAAAGAGCAUAAUAAAAGUAUAAGUCGAGAACUCAAGUCUCUCAUUAAGUCUGCAAAAGAGUCGAAGAUAAUAAGUGAAUGUACUCAACUUACUAGUAAAACACGGAAGUCUAGAACACCGUUGGAGUUAAACACCUCUGUGGAAACUGAAAAAGUCACCCCACGACGUAAUAGUAAUGCAUCAAUGAAAAGUAACCAUAGUGAAAAGUCAGAAAAAGCUGUCAAAAGAUCAAUGCGGUCACAGAACCCAGAAUUUGUGAAUAAGGUUAAGCAAUUUCUAAACUCUGUAGUUGGCAGAAACCAUGAUUCUGAUGAUGACCUGAAAGAUGAGGCUAAGAAAGAGUUUAGUGAAAAAUCACCUUCUCCUAAAAAGAGAAAAGUUCCAGAAGGUCCACUUAUUAAAAGUGAUAAGAAGCUACGAACAGACCCAUACUGCUGGCGUUGUCACUGGGCCAUAGAACUGGGCACAAAUGAGAAGACAAGGCCCCCAAUGCAAUGUACGGUUUGCCCACGGGUUUACCACUACAAGUGUCUAUCAAGUAGUGAACGGAAAAAGAUUGAUAUGGAAAGGAGUUGGGUGUGUCCUGAAUGUUUGGCAAUAUUGUACGCUGAGAGCUCUGAUACUAGAUCAAUAUCAUUGAAGCAUGUCUCCGUGAGCCAUUUGGGGGAACUUUUACAACAUGCUCUUACACGUAUGAUGGAGCUUAAUGGGGUGGAGCCGUUCAUGCAGCCAGUGGAUAGAGCCCUGUUCCCGGACUACGACAAGUGUGUAGUACACCCGAUGGACUUAUCGCAAAUGCAGCGGAACAUUGUGAACGGACUUUACGGGAGUCCCGAAGCCUUUUUGACGGACGCGCAAUGGAUUCUACACAACAGUAUUAUAUUCAACACAUUGCAAUCGAAGCUGACACUGGCGGCUCGUGCGUUGGUGAGGCUGUGCCGCAGCGAGAUGGGCGAGAUCGAGGCCUGCCCCGAGUGCUAUGCAGCCGCCCAUAACCGGAGGCCCACCUGGUUCACCGACGUCUGCUCCAAGCCGCACAUUCUGCUGUGGGCCAAGCUUAAAGGUUUCCCCUACUGGCCUGCUAAAGGGAUGUCAGUGAACGGUUCAGGUGUGGUGGAUGUGAGGUUCUUCGGAGCCCAUGACCGAGCCUGGGUGCCUGCCAAGGACUGCUUCCUGUACUCCGAGAAGGACCCAAACAAUGUCAGGUCCAAGAAGCAGAUUGUGGACAGUAUGCAGGAAGCUGAACAAUAUAUUCGGAAUAUUUCUCGCAAAUAUGGCAAGUUUGUUUAUCCGCCAUUUAAGACGCCCUUCGAGCCGAACAAGAUUAAUGAACAGUUUAAAAUGAUGAUCCCGAGUUUCGAAGGAGAAUUGCGUUUUCAAAUCAAGGAUAAGUCUGGAACUGCGUCUCCGAAAAUUAAGGAAAAGAGACGAUCGAACUCUAAAAGCUCUGUUGUCGAUGGUGAGGCAAGUGAUAAUGAAGAAAUGCAAGAUACAUCCAAAGUCUCUGAAUCAACGGAAGAGAAUAAACUAGAUACGGUUGAUGUAGAAAAACCUAUGGAUCUCGAUGAAAAUAAAGAUAAAGAAAAAAAAGUUUCGAGAAAACGGCGUCGAUCCGAAACAGAGGAUUAUGUCAUAGUAACUGACAGUACUAAAGAGAAACGUAGGCGCAUUGAAAAAGAGACGACCACACCCAAACAGCCUGAAAAACAAUCGGAAAAACAGACGGACAAACAAAAAAAAGUCAUCGAAGACAAAGCAAAGGAGGAGGAAAAUAAAGUGGAGAAGGUAGAAGAGAAAAAGAAAGAAAAAGUCAAACAGAAAGACGAAAAUAAAGAAGUGCCCAAUAGUACCACUAAGGAAAUAGUCGUUUCGGUCAACUCACCCAAAACUCCGAAGCCCAUAGUCAAAGCGAAGGACAAAACGGAAAAACCGAGAAGAGCAAUCGAAAAGAGUGCGGAGAAAACAGAAGAGAAGAAGGAGAAAAGACUGUCGAGAGGGAAAUCUCUCAUCAUCAACAACGUGAGCGCCGAUAAAGAUAAAUCGGCGAGGCCCAAAGUCAAGAAAGUGACAAAAAGCACAGACGUGGAGAUUCUCAUCAGCAAAAACAUGAUCAACAAGAAUUUGAACAAGAGUCUGGAGAAGUUCAAGCCCUCGAAGGAGAGGCUGCACUUCGAUGAUGACACCACCCUGGCUGUACUGGCCAGGGAGGUCUCAAAGACGGGAAUGCCCACCAUCACCUCGGUUCGAAGUCUUUCCGAAAAGCGGCCGCAGCCAAAUCUGAUCGAAGUCUCGGUGGACGCCAACUCCAACGCGAGCGUUCUCACGAACGUGGAGAGUCCCAAUCGAAAGGACAGCGACGCAUCUCCGAAGCCCCGAGAAUCGGAUCCGCCCGUCGGCCGGGUUGGAGUCAGGGCCUUCGCCCGGAUGCAGACGGAGAACGCCCCGGAUGUCGAGAUCAAACCGGAGCCGAUGGAUUUUGACACCGAUCGGCAGAUGGAGAAGUUGGAGGUGAUGAACUCGUUCCGGCUGCAGCCGGUGAAUCCGGCGACGAAAUUACGCGAAGUGCGUAUUAAUAAGUUGGUCGUCACGCCGAUUAAUAGGAGGAAGCAGGAAAUUCGUGUGAAGGCGAAGAAGACGUUUCCGCAGGCGAAGAAGCCGGAGGGUUCGGAGCUGAACAGCAAGAACUCGAUGGUGUAUAUACCGAUUCAGCCGGCGAGUGGUCAGGCACCGGUGAGAAACAACAGGCCUGUCGCGAAUGGAGUUCAGGUGUCUGCUAGUGUUGCUACCCCGACGACAACGAGCGCUCAAACUCCUACGACCACGGCGACGGUGUCUCAGACCACGCCCACCUCCAUCAGCAUGGGCGUGGUGUCCAACAUGGCCAGCAUGGCCCAGACCCCUAAUGUGCAUACGGUCCCGCUCAUCACCUCGGUCAAUGGCCAAUGGGCGUUCAGCCUCCAACCCGUCAUGUCUGUUGGAGGAGUUGAUAGCUCGAAUGGUCCUUCGGUGAACGGAAUCGAUCGUCCUGGGACAUUGGUGGCCGUUCCAACUCCCGUCAGCGUCAGCUCUAUGGCCCAACUCAACCCACAAAGGAAAGACGACGCACAGCUGCCACGGCUGCAGCACAAGCCGAUGUUGAAUCCCUUCGACGCGAGCAACACCAGGCCGGUGCCGGCGCCGUCCACGGUUGGACCUCUCACUGCGAAGCUCAACCAAAAUGCUUCUAAGCUGAAGGACUUCUUCCGCACCUUGAUGGAGGAGACCCUGGAGAAGGUGAACGAGCCGGCUGCCCACGUGACGUCACUGAAGCUGCAGCUCGAGCAGCUGCAGUGGAAGCACAGGCAGGAGCUGGAUGAGCUAAAGCAUAACCAUGAAUUAGCAAUGGUGGAGAUGCGUACGUCGUUUGAACGGGACAAGAAUCGUGCGGUUAACGAGGAGAGACGGACCAUGCACCUCAAUAUGGAGGCUGCGGUUAAAGCCGCCAAGUCGAAGCAAUGGUGCGCCAACUGCAGCCAAGAGGCCCAGUUCUACUGCUGCUGGAACACCUCGUACUGCGACUAUCCCUGCCAACGAGCGCAUUGGACCACGCACGCCGCCCUUUGCACUCAGGCGCAGGAUAGUAAUGGAACAGACAACUCGAAAGACAUCCACGCGAGAUUGCAGCCAGCACCGGAGCGUUUGACACCGAACAAGAACCCAUCGAAACCAACCCGAGUGUACAACAAGGAGAUGCCGAAGACUUCGCUUAUAGGUACACCAAUGAGUAUGGUAGAAGAUAGCAGUGGAAAUCAAACUGUCAAAUGCGUCGGAACAUACAAGCCCAACGCCCAGACGCCGCCUGUCAUUAUUAAUAAACAGUUACACAGCAAUGAGGAAGCGAAAAAAGUGACAACUUCCGGCGGAUAUUUGAUCGUGGGUGGGGGCAGCACCGUUUCCACACCGAGACGGCCGACGAUACAGUAUGUGCAUACGUCAUAGGUCAUAUAGUUUUUAAGCCCUAGAUUAGAGAAGGAAGCCGCUUUUUAUAUUAAUUUAAGGCAGUUGAAUGGUAGAUUUUUUUACGAUUCGUAGCUAUUACGAACACGCAUGUAUGUAUAAUGUGGGUAUCACAAAAAAUUUUACAAAUGAAGGUAGAACAUUUUUUUAUAAUCGGUUAAAAGUAUGUCCUAAAUAAAUUGUGGUGAUAAAAUUUAGCUACUUUGAAUUAUUUGUUUUAAACAUGGUGACAAAUACGGCAAUACAAAGAUUCUCAUGGGGUUAUCAACCCCUUAGAGUCUGGGUCUUGUAUUUAUUUAAAUUAGCAAUUUUGAAGCUAUGAUUUUAAUAUUAUAAACUCAAUAAAAAUCAGUUUAAACGUAAACUUUCGUUUCUUUCUACCAAAUUGUGUUCAGGCGUUGAUGAAAUGUGACAAGUUUGGUUAGAAUUGUCGAUUUAUUUAUGAUGCUUUCUGGAUCUUCAUAAAACUUAAGUUUUCAUAAAGAAUGGAUACGGAAACUAUUUUUAACAAUAUAAAAAAAAAUCAGGUCAUUGACCCCUAAAAUGUCAGGUCGUUGACCUCUAAAGGUCAUGAACUCUUGCCAGGGUUAUUCAAUAUAUUUUAUUAUUUUAUAAAAUAUAAACGACUGGUAACAAUUACCAUUCGUAGUUUUAAAUUGGGAUUUAUAAUAGAACAAAUAUGUUUAAACAUAUGUUUACAGUAAUGUAUAAGCUUAUAAAAUAAUUUAUGGCAAAUUUUUACAAAUGACUGUUAAAUAUGGUUUUAGUUAUUAAUAUAAUACCUUUUGGUUUUUUAAUACAAAAUUUACAGGAUGGUAUAUAUAUUAAUGGUUUUAAAGUAGUGGGCAAGCUUAAUUUGUCAGUUAGAAAAUGUUUGAGUUUUGAUAUGUGACAUCUAUAGCUAAGUCAUGUGACAUUCAUGUAUAUAAUGUAAUUAUUAUGCAAUACAUAAUUGAAUAAUUAGGUUAUAUUAUAUUAAGGAUAUUGGUGUUCGACCAGCUUUGAGGUUUGAAUGUGUGCGAACACCAACUAUUAUUGUAAGGCCGGCUUAUGAAGUUCUGAAGAAGGCUGAUUCUAUUAAAAGUUUUGAAGAUAGCUCGAGGGCGGAUCCAAAAGCCAUUGAUAUUAAUAAUUGGAUUGGUAUAGUCUUUUCAAGACACUAUAGUCUAUGGUGAAGAUGCGCCCCGGGUUAUGGUUCUAGAAGUUCAUUAAAUCUCAAAUUGUAGUUAUAUGUUUAAGACUGCUAUUUUUAGGUUAUUUCCUAUUGUGGUUGAAUAACUAUUUUUAAUAUAAUUUUAAUAUUUACAAAAUCUAAAUUUUAGUUAUAUUAUCUUGUAAAUAUAGUUAAAUUUAGAUAUUAAUUUCAUGAAAAUUGUGAACUGCUAAUUGUAUGGCAAUAUACUAGUACAAGUUAAUCAACGUCGAAAUGUUUACAAUAAAUGUAAGAUAUUGA